GGAAUUCCACCGUGGGGUGACCGAGAACGCGGCGGUACGAAAGGCUACAACAUGGCUCCUACGCGUGCGAGGACGCGGUCGCUUCUUUGUGUGACGCACGUCGAUUCGGCUGAGGGAGGAAGUCGAGCACUGUAUCCGGGACCGUCGUUGGAUGUGGCCAACACCGAUCACUCCACGGGAGGCUCUAAAGCCCCAGUCGAAAGCUCCCUCCCCCCCGGUCUACUGGACGUAAACGACAGUCCGGGGUUGUAGCCACGUUGUUCUCGCAAUGGCCGAGACUAUCGAAACGUUCCAGUCCCAGCUUUCUGGCGUGAUGGAAACGGUGUUCAAGGCUGCCAUGUACGAGAUCACCCGGCUGGUGGAGGACAGUUUCUUGGAGGAAGUGACACGGUGCAGGGAUCAGGUCGACUCGCUGAAGAGGCGACUGAAGUGGUCGGAGGGUCGACGCAAGGACAGGGAGGGGGACGGGACGGGGAGGUGCGUGGACUGCGGGAGAGUGUCCGAGGAGGAGGGAUCCAGAGCCGCAGAGCAUUGUCUGAAACAAGAGCAUGAACCUCAGGAGGGGAUGCAUUGCUCCCAGGGCGCUGAUGCAGAGACACCUGACCAUGAAGUGGAAGAGGCAAAACCAGAGGCCCACAGCUCCACGAGGGCGACACAGUCUCCUGGUGGACAAGGUGAAAAGUUGGAAAGACUGCUCAAGCAGGAAGUCCCUCACAUCCCACCAGAAAUCAAUGAGUCCCAAGAGAGAUGGGGAGUCCACCUGGAAGAAAACGAUAUAUCAGGUCUGCCUGGGCCCAGUAAACGUUUCAGUGACCAGAAGAUCCCAAAGUGCCAUGUGAACUGGGACGCUGGCUUUGUGCAGAGGCCAGAAUCAGGCCAACAUGGACACUCGGGUGACCCAUCCGAACCCCUUUUUCAGAGCAGGUAUGGCAUGGAAGACUUGGGUGGCUUUAACAAGACUGCCUAUAGCGAUGCCAGCAUGAUCGAAAUGGGCAACUUAGGUGGGUUACAAGGAUCACCAUCCCACCUGGGUGAGGAUCUGAAUUACAUGGGGCACUUUGAGGGGGAUGUGCAAGCACCUGGGGUCACUGCGCAUCAAGCGUACCAAACAGGUGCUUCACGGAAUAGAAGGGGUACGGUCAGUUCACCUGCAGGCUCACCCUCAAGGACUAACAUUGAUGUAAGUGGAGAAUUCAGCUGUUUAUUGAUUAAUGAGGAAGGGUAUCUACAGGAUCCGAGUAUCUUGUACCCUGAACAGGUGUCUGGGGAUUCAGAUGGCAGAAUCCGCGGCCAGGGCGUUCAAACUGACCAGUCUUUAGAAAGCAAAGAGGAUAUGUAUGGGGCCUCAGAAACAUACAGCGAUACCUUAAACUUGGGCGCGAGACUGCAGCAUCAGGCAGCCGGGAGAGGAGGGAGGAGACAGACUAGUAACCAGUGCUCCAUGUCAUUCCCUGAUUCUGCCUCUCUCAAGGCUCACAAGCAGACACAUAAAGGUACCGGACAAGAGUUACCAUACUCCUGCACCCAGUGCGGAAAGACGUUCACUCAAGCUUGUAACCUCAAAGUCCACCAGAGGAUCCACUCUGGACAGGGGCUCAACCUUUGCAGCCAUUGUGGAAAAGGUUUCCCUUCUUUUUCUGAACUGAAGACACAUAAAUGUGGCCAAACAGGCGACAAACCUUACUGCUGUACUGUAUGUGGGAACAAGUUCAGCCGUCUCUGGAAUCUGAAGUUGCACAGGAGGAUUCACACACAGGAAAAACCUCACCAGUGCACCAUGUGUGAUAAGAGCUUCACACGGGCGGACAUAUUGAAGGUUCACCAGCGCACCCACACAGGGGAAAGACCAUACUGCUGUGCUGUCUGUGGCCUCAGCUUCAAACGCCUGGACCAUCUGAAAUCACAUCAGCGCAAACACAUGUCAGACCUAUAAAACUAGGGAAGUUUGAGUAAAGAGCAUCAAAUGAUUUGAGAUUUAUAAAGAGAUUUUUUUAAGAGACAUGGUUGUUUUUCAUCAACAUAGCAACAACCCAAAGUGGUAUUUCGCCCCCCCCCCCCCCCUCAUCUAUUCAAAUCCAUGUUUUCAUUCAAAAACAUUUUGGUGUGCAAGCAAAAAUGUUAAACAAAAAGAACACCAGAUACCCAUUUAUUGCUGCAUAUUUUGUUAAUGGAGAAAAAAACUAAUUUUAAAUGAAAUUGGCUUAAAAGACUGAGUAGCAUCAUACUUAUGACUACAUUUCAGAUUCAGAAUGCAUUACUGCCAAUAUAAAAAAAAAUCAUUUGUUACUCUCCCACGUCUGUAAAUAAAACAAAUGAGACCAAAUCCAUGACAUUUAAUCAAAUUUCUGUUACGUUGUUGUUCUGUGUUCCUUUUUUUUUGAGAGUGCUUUGUUCUCUGAAUAAACUUCCAUUCUGUAAGAUGUGGAAUUGAAAUUAAA
Molecule: messenger RNA, 2438 nt
Organism: Scophthalmus maximus (turbot)
Lineage: Eukaryota; Metazoa; Chordata; Actinopteri; Pleuronectiformes; Scophthalmidae
Exons: 5
Coding region: 269-1933 (554 amino acids)
Biological process (GO): regulation of transcription by RNA polymerase II
Molecular function (GO): RNA polymerase II cis-regulatory region sequence-specific DNA binding; DNA-binding transcription factor activity
Source: RefSeq, a predicted model, not a curated record